CUUAAUAAAAAAUUAGAAUUAUCAAUUGUUCUACCCGAUGGUUAUCCUUCAUGCAAUAAUACACAUCAUCCUGUUAAACCAAUAAUUACUUUACGUUUAUUAUCUGAGAAUAAUUCAACUGGUAGCAUAAAUCUACGUGAAUUAUCAUCACGUUUUAAUGAUUGGUUAAAUGAAAUAACAAAUACUGGUGAACCAAUUUUAAUAGCAUGUAUAGAUUGGCUUCAAAACGAAUUAUUAUCUAAUGAAUUUAAAGAAAGUGAACAGCAGUCUUUCUCAACAACAACAACAACACCCAAUUCAAUUGUGACUAUUAAUGAAAAGAUUGUUUGUCUAUGGAUUAUUAGUCAUCAUAUUCGUAGUCCAAUAAAAAGACGUCUUAUUUUGGAAUGGUCAAAAGAAUUGCAAUUAACUGGUUGUUGUAUGCCUGGACGACCAGGUUUAGUGAUUGUAGAAGGUGAAGAAAGUAAA
Molecule: messenger RNA, 468 nt
Organism: Schistosoma turkestanicum
Lineage: Eukaryota; Metazoa; Platyhelminthes; Trematoda; Strigeidida; Schistosomatidae
Source: the annotation of a GenBank genome assembly